Messenger RNA from Phasianus colchicus (ring-necked pheasant), 3010 nucleotides. RefSeq names its product regulator of microtubule dynamics 2 (gene RMDN2). Gene Ontology annotation, molecular function: microtubule binding. NCBI's taxonomy places the organism in Eukaryota, Metazoa, Chordata, Aves, Galliformes, Phasianidae. Gene Ontology annotation, cellular component: spindle microtubule; cytoplasm; mitochondrion. The record is from RefSeq and is a predicted model, not a curated record.
CGGCCUGACGGCUGCCUGUCGCCGGGCAGGGGGGGAAACACGGUUGCCGCGAGUUUCUCGCCUUUAAAAACAAUAAAAUACUUAACGCAAACUGCGGGGAGCGGCGUAAGCGAAGGUGCGAUGCUGUGCAGAUACAAAAGUGCAUGUCCUUGUCCCCAACAGCAACCACUGCUGUCUUGUUUUUGCUAUCACUGCACAUUGCUGUUAUUGCAGAAGCUGCUGGAGUUGUGCUGUGGUUUCGUGUCUGCAGCAUGCACCGAUUAUUCUAGCCUUAACAUUUUGUGAUUUAAAAGCAAAGUAGGUGGUUUGGGUAGAGUGGGAAAACGUCUUUAACUCUGCCUGUUAUUGUUGUCUCACAAUCUUAGGAGAGCGCAGAAAUGUCUCACUUUGAAAAUAAAGGAUUGAUACUGGGCAUAAUGGCAGGGACUGCUGGAAUAAGCCUGGUCCUGGUUUGGUACCACAAGACCCGAAAACCCAGCGCAGCCAUGCAUAUGCCUGCAUUCACAGAUGUAGGUAACAAGCUUCAUUCUGUGGCUUUGGAACAUGAAGCCCAUAAUGAACAAGGAGCAGUCAUGGUUUUACAUGGAAGGCAACUACAGAUACUUGAAAAACUGAACGGUUUGCUAAUAAGUGUGGAUGAACUGAAGAGAGAGGUGAAAUUUCUAAAAGAAGCUAUUCCAAAGCUGGAAGAUCUCGUUCGAGAUGAGCUCCAAGGGAGAGGGGAUGCACAGAGAGCUAGCCCAUCACACAGAGCAGCAAGGCGGAGGAAAGCGGAGGCAGCAUCUGGUGCAACAGAAACUACCAGCUCUGAGGAGGCGGAAAGUGAAGGGGGUUAUCUUACAGCCCAUACUGAUACUGAAGGAGACUCUGAGGAAGAGAAGGGCUGUAAGAAGUCACCUGAUACCACUGUGCAGCCAGAAGAUGAAUUAUUUAAUCUUCUGCAGGAGGUGGACAGUUUGCACAAGGGUUCAGAGGAUGACAAAAAGGAGAGCUUCAAACUACUACUUGAGAAAGAAGCCAAGUAUGAAAACUGCGUGGACUUCCUUUGGAGAUUUGCACGUGCUUAUGGAGAUAUGUUUGAGAUGGCCACUGAUGCUGAGGAAAAGAAAAGAUAUGUUUCUGACGGAAAGGCUAAAGCUGAAAAGGCUGUCAAGUUGGAUGCCAUGAGUGCUGAGAGUCACCAGUGGUUUGCAAUUAUGUGUGGCUAUAUGUCUCAGUUUGACAGUGUACAAAACAAAAUCAGGAAUGGUUAUCUCUUUAAGGAGCAUUUGGAUAAAGCAAUUGAACUUAAGCCUCAAGAUCCUCUUUUAUAUUACCUAAAUGGAAGAUGGUGCUAUUCAGUAGCUCAAUUGUCUUGGCUUGAAAAGAAAGUAGCUACUGCUCUCUUUGGGACUCCACCAACUUCAACAGUAGAUGAAGCAUUGCAGAAUUUUCUUAAGGCAGAAGAAAUGCAUCCAGGAUAUUCCAAAUGCAAUUAUGUGUAUUUGGCAAAGUGCUAUAAAGAUCUUGGCCAGAAAACCAAUGCACUGAAGUACUGCGAAUCUGCACUAUCAGUUCUCCCAGUUACAAAUGAGGACAAAGAGGCCCAGAAAGACUUAGAGGAUUUACUUCUCACACUGAAGAUGUGAUACUGCGCACUUUUUAACUCUUCAUGCUGUGAUAAAACUGAGAGUCUGUAGUGAUUGUGUGCAGCAGGUGAAUUCCAACUGAGUCAAUGGGAAUGGCCUUCAAGCAUGUGGCAAUUAUGUCAUGAAAAUGACACAUUCAUUUUUGAUUAAUUAUUUAUAAUUCUAUAUUGAAGAUUAAUUCUAGAUUGCUGACACUGUGAGUUCAAUUCUCUGAACAAUGAGUCCACUGCUGGCAACGGACAUAAUGGGGAUUAGAAUGCAAAAUGCAUAAAUCUUACUCUGAAACAUUAAUCAACUAAUAUGUGAUGCCAGCAUAAAACUGUGUGCAGCAAAGUCAAAAGCAAAAAUAUUUCUAUAGUAAAUUAUAUUUAUAUCAAUUAAUAUAUACACAGGUAUGUAUGAAAGGAAAUCAUGAAUGUUUAUGUUUACACACUACUGUUAAAUAAUUAGAAUCUUUCUAAAGAGAAAGUGGUUGCUUCCACAAAACUCUUUUUACUUUAAACCUUCUGCUGGUUUUACAUAGAUAUGUGAAAACUUUAUAAAUUAAAUAUUAAAGCUAUAUUUUAUUUGUAACAUCAAUGGGUACAAAAUGAAAAAUCAGACUGGUGAUAUUCAGUGUUUUAGAUGAAUCUAUCACAGCUGUGAUAUUUAAUGGCUUUAUUAAAAGAUCUCCAUCAUGUUUGUGAAUCCUGGAUCUUUCUGUUUUAACAGCUGCCAAGUGUAGUGAUGGUAAUAUAUUCCCCGAAAACCAAGUUUAGCUUGUGACUGCCAUUAACCUCGUACCUUCUAUGUAACACAGCCUGUACAUAAGAAUAAAUACUUUGAGCAUGUAGGACAACAGUGUUUUCAAUAAAAUGUAACAGGCAGGGAGAUAAUUUUGUCACAAAUGGACUGAUCCAGAAUUCACUUAACUGUGAAGAAAAAUAAAGACCAGCUUCCAUUGGCUUUCAGUUCAGAGUCUUAGACUAGAUGUGGGAAGUAUAUCUGGAGGAAGUAUUUCUGUUAAAGGAAAUGAAGGAAAUAAAACUGAAUAAGGACAACUUCACAAUUCCUUGACUUCUUUGAUGUGUAAGAUGACAUUGGCUAUCUUAUGGCUAAGACAAGGAGGACUGAUAAGGCACCAAUAUAUACAACUAAUAAUUGGGCAGUUUAGGACAGUGACAUUACCUUAUAGUGAUGUCAACAAAGAUCUAAAGAUUGGGCAAGAGUGAAGAAAUAUAUGUAUAUACAUAUGCCUGAAGCAUCUCACAGCUCAUAGAGUGAGCUCUAACUUCUAACAACAGAGGGCGAUAGGUGCAGUAGACUGGAAGACAAACUAUACAGAGUUGUAUUGAAUUUAGCCUGAAUUCUUGACUCCUUCUGAACCACAGAGGUUUUGCAAG